Racocetra persica is the source of this 231-nucleotide messenger RNA. The record is from the annotation of a GenBank genome assembly. Lineage: Eukaryota; Fungi; Glomeromycota; Glomeromycetes; Diversisporales; Gigasporaceae.
AAUCUUUAUAUUUCAAAUAAUAUAGAUAAUGAUAAUUAUUUUCAGUAUAAAAGUAAAACAGAAGAAUACUUAGCAAUGUUAUUUGCAGAAUGGAUUAAAGUUAAUGUAGUGUCAGGAACAGAAUUACCGCCUGGUAUUCCAGAUACGAUUGCCGGAUCUCGUAGAAAACGAGAAGAAGAUAGUGAUGAUGAUGAGUCUAGAAGAAGUAAAGCUAAAGGAAGAAUUUCAUAA